Molecule: messenger RNA, 690 nt
Organism: Eremothecium sinecaudum
Lineage: Eukaryota; Fungi; Ascomycota; Saccharomycetes; Saccharomycetales; Saccharomycetaceae
Gene: NAS6
Product: Nas6p
Exons: 1
Coding region: 1-690 (229 amino acids)
Molecular function (GO): protein binding
Source: RefSeq, a predicted model, not a curated record
AUGAGCGAAUUUCCAUUGCAUGAGGCUUGUAUGAAUGGAGCCUAUCAACAGGCGGUUGAGUUACUGGAAGAAAAUAGCUCAUUGGUAAAGGUAAGCGAUAAAGAUGGCCGGUAUCCUAUACAUUGGGCGAUUUCAUUUCAACAUGAAGAAAUAGUUGACGAAUUAUUGUCUCACAUGAAGAAAAUUGAUUUGGAUUCUUUGGUAGACGACUCUAAUUGGUCGCCCAUUCAUAUUGCUGCUGCUGUCGGUAACUAUUCCAUUUUUGAAAAGUUGUUGAAACAUGAUAUAGCUCCCCUACUGGAUGAAUGUACUGCGCAAGGGACAACACCAUUGCAUUUGGCAUGCUCAAAGAAGCACCUUAAAAUUGUUGAGAAGCUUAUCGAGCGCGGUGCUUCUGUUAGGAAGAAGGACAAGAAGGGGCAAUUGCCUCUCCACAGGGCGUGCGCAAUUGGUGCGAGCGGGUUAGUUAAGAUCUUAUGCGAGUCUAAGUCACCUAUUGAUACAAAGGACAACAAUGGCUGGCCUCCGUUGUUCCACGCACUAUCCGAGGGUCACGGGGAUAUUGCUGUCAUGUUGGUUCGAGACUACAAUGCUGCAUGGGAAGAUGUGAAGAGCAAUGCUGAAGAGACAGCUCUUCAAGUUGCGGUUGACAAAAACGUCCGGGAAUAUUUUGUUAAUAACGUCAAUUGA